AUUAAAAACAGCUAGCAAAUGUCACAUGUUCAGAAGAUCAAACACACGUUUAUUAAAUACCGAUCAUUUGUUUACCAGACGACCUUGCAUGAACUCGUUCCAUUAUAUAAUAAUAAAGUAGUUCUUUCAUAAUCAAGCUCGUGAACCAGUAGGAAUGUAACCAUGUUCCCGUUAUUAAUACUGUGAACAGCUGCGAUCAAACCCGUGCACCCAUCCCCCAGGCGAAAAAACAAAACAAUCCUUGAAAUUUUGGUGGAAACAAAUCUCAGUUGUGCAUAUACAACUCAACAGGUGGGCUUGAAUUCAUGCACAUGUACAGACCCAUAAAUGAUUCCAGAAAUGCAAACAAUCUCAGCUAUUCCUCUUUAGAAAGCAAUGUGUGUCAACCACCUUCCCAUAUAACCUUCUCUUAUAACAAACCUUCACUUAAUGGAAAAUUUGGUGCAGGUCUGGGCAAUAACACUGUAAUCGCAUUGUACAAAGAGAGACUUGUAAAUAAAUUUUUUGAAUGCGUGAUCCUCACUAAGGGUGAGUUUCUUAGGAGGAUCUAACGUUAUAUUUUUGAUCUCAGAAAGAAAUGAAAAACCGAAAAUGGAUUCUUUGGCAUACCAGCAAAAUUGGCGCGAACCGACAAGAACAUGGCAAGCCCAUAUUCCACUGGAAAGCCGCUGUGUCCAAAGGAACGCACUGAUCGUGAAUCCCAAAUAUCUGGAUUUAGAUUUAAUCUAGUAAUUCUACUCGGCGUGUUGAUUCUUUGGAUUAGCAGAGAGACGCAAAAUCUGUUUUUAGGAUUGGAUUUUCCCGAGGAAAUUCUCAUUUGCCCGAGUGAAGCCUUGCAACAAAGACACUACAGUGUUAACUAUAGUCAAGCAAUGCAAUACACGACUUGUAACUUACUUCAAUUUCAAGUCCGAGCCUUUCCCUCCUUCAGACUGCAAUGAAUGAAAAUGACCUCUGUUUUUAACAUUUGUUUUUGACCCAAGAGAAGUAGUGCAAAAUUAAAAAGCUAAUAAGCACCUUAAUUUUAAUAAUAGAUAGCCAUGGCAGUCGUUUUAUCAAUCAGGCGUUAAAGGAGAACUGAAGUAAAAAAUCCUUCCAUUUUUGUAUCACUUGGCGAGACAGAGCUCGAGUGGCAUGGAUCGAGGUAGCGCGCGUGUAGGCUCGAGUCCCGUUAUCUCACGGGUCCGGUCUUUGAUCCUUCCCGAAGAGGAAGCAUGAGUGCGGGCUCCCGGACAGCGGCUGAUAAUCGAGCCUAGGCAGCAUGCGGUCUAAGGAAUAAUGAUUUCGCAUGAAUAGCUUUAUAAGAAAAUUUACGACAGUCCCAGAUAUGAGCUAAAAUUUUGGUAGUCAGGAAUUUUCCUGACAUUUGAAAAGUUGGCCAGACGUAAUCUUUGAGAAGCCUGCUGAAAUCUCCGACGACUGAAGCAUGGUGUCGUUCUACGUGUGCUCCUAAUGGCUUUGUGAGUCCUCGUGAGGUCCGGAUAUCGGAUAUAAAUUAAGUGGAUGGUGCAGGUUUCUAACAACCGUCAAAAAAACUUUACAGAAUUGCGGACUACACUGACAUCUACAGGUAGAUAAAAAAGACCCGACAACUGGAGCUUAGUCUGCUAAGAGGAUUAGGCAUAAACUCAUUUUGCGUUGAAAGGACUCUUAAUGUGUCUAGUACAAAAAGCAAACACAUUUUUAUAAGCAAUGAAUCUUUGCAACCAAUUAGUGGACCGCUCAGGAAGAAAAAAUAGUGCGCCAAAAUAAGACCGUUUUAUAUGCAGGUUGCAAAGGCAAAAGUUAAGCGACAGUCCUAACAUUAAAAUGAGUCAAAAAAUGCUCUCGUCCGCUCUAUCAACCGACGCCAUAAAGGACGUUUUUUCAUCGAUUGUCGUGAAAUCAUUAUCAGCGUAAUUAUAGACGUAAGACCGGUGCCAAGGGCGGGAAAAUGUCAUGGUUGGUUUGAGCAAAGUUUAGGUUGUACUUCUGAUUGGUUAAAACGUGGCUCUAGAUCUUUAUGGAAAGCACCAGGCCCCCACGGCUGAAACCAUAUAUAACCAGCGGUUAAAGCGACAUCAUGGGCUAGCGAACUUUCCCUAAUACAAAGAAAAGAGUCAAAGGUUCACCUUUUUUUACGGCGAACGUCAAACCGCUCGACUAUUUCGUUUUUUAGCCAUCGUUUGGUCCCUGGUCGUUUACCUGGUGAAGACGUGGGCUUUCACGUUUAUUUACAUGUACGACUUGAGCGAGAACUUUAUUACAUUAUCAUUCUCGGAUACAUAAGCAGUCGUUAAGCACAUCUUCCGUUUACCGUUUCCGGUUUGCCGUGAAUUUGACGCUUUGAGAGGUUAAAGGUGGUCCAGGGAUCAGGAAGGUACUUUCCGGAAAUUCGGAAAGGGGUCCACAGCGGCCUUGGUGAUUCUCCUUUGUCUAAAUGAUAAUUGUUACUUUUUUAACACUUUCAACAGAGCACCUGAUCAACUCGCUGUCAGAGUUUGAUAUCACUUACCCAACAGAGUUGGAUGAUCGAGGUCGCUUUAAAGAUCACGUGACUACCUUGUCCAACCAUCGACGUCGUCGGCGAAGCACAAGCGAAGAGACUGGGCCGAUAACAUACCAGGUGGGAGCGGGAACCUACUAAGAACCACAUAUACCGCGGUCAAACAUGUGGUGUUUUUCGUUUAAUCUAGUGCUAUACCAUAUUACCAUGAAGUGGACACAACGGCAAGGGUGUAACAAAUACUUGAUUUAAAAAUAUGAUUCCUUUUUCCCUAAAUUAAAAGUCUUUUUGUGUUUUUGGGAAAUGGUUCGCGCUCGAAUAAGAUUUUGUGACCUUAACGAGUUAGCAGCUUCCGUGUUCAUGCAAGUCCAAAAAACUUCUUAACAAAGAGAAUCAAAACAAGUUACCUUGAAUAACAGCGUAUAAGAAACGUAACGAUUUUUAAGCAAUGAAAAUGACAAUCUGUGGUUUUAAGUACAAGCUUUCGCAAAUCUCUCUCAUUUGACUAAAUAAUCACACUGCCCAAAAGCAAAAGCCACCUGGUGUUACUUUUUAAAGAAUCUCUGUCUUUUACAGAUACACCUGCUAGUUGUCACUUUGCAGGUAAAUUCUUUAACAAAUAAAUUGCAAGGCUGGGUCUUCGCUGGGAAAAGAGACAUCUAUGUUAACGAAAAUAUUUUAAUUGACUGUUCAGUUGCUCUUCUUUGAGAUUGCUUUACCACUGGCAAUAUUUGUAGAAUGGGUUAGGUCAUGGUUUUUUGCUGAGAUUAAGUUUAUUUUGCCAGUUUCUAAGAGACUCACGCUUUCAUUAUUUAAGUAAAAAUUCUCCCUAUUUUUUAUAGGUUAGCUAUAAGGGAAAGACCGUUAAACUCUUUUUGAGACUAAACACAAAGCUUUUCGGAUCUGAUUUUGUCGUUGAGCGCCAUAAAGAAGAUGGUAGCAUUGAAACGAAAACGGUAACGGAUCAGUGUUACCUAGUCGGAGAAGCUGAGUCAUUUCACACCAGUGUGGCCAUAAGUGACUGUGAUGGACUGGUAAGAAACCAUUAAUUUAUGCAUACUGUGAUCUCAUCUAAGAUCUCAUCUUAAGCUACGGUAAAAAUGGACAACAAAACGUGCAACUUGUUUCGAAACAUUGUUGCAAAACGAUUUGAAUAGCGAUGUUCACGUUGUACCUAUCACGUUCAAACCUGUCUUUGAGCAAAUCCGGUUGUGGCAGGUUGCCUGAAUACUGACUACUGAUUGGAUGAAAUUGCGCGGGAUUAUGGGAAUUACUUCACUUGCUGUAAAACAAGUUCUUCGCGUUGGGUCGGUAAAACGCGCGACAUGUACAGAUUUUGUUGCAAAAGUAGAACUACUUUCGACUUUCGGCAACAAUUUUGCGUAACCUGCGACAACUUGAUUUGUUGCAAGAAAGGUUUAAACGUGGGUGGUAAAACGCGCAAAAUCGUUUUUCAACUCGUUUUGCUGUAAAAAACAAGUUGCACCUUUUUGUUGCGGUUUUAUCGUACGUUAAGAUCUUUUCAAUAUCAUUUAAUACUCGUUUAUCAUUUAUAAAGCGAACACCAAAGAAUUAACUUAUGAUUCUCUUUAUAUAGUUAUAUUUGAUAUUGACACGGCUUGGGUUUUGGCUCUGGAUUUUCAAGGAACUGUGAAUCACACUUUUUGUGACUUACAGCAAAGCCCUAUCAUUAUUCAAACAUUGAACAGACGCACAGGGAAAAUCAGUCAGUCUCGCGUUAUUAUCAUCUUGUUAAAGACAAAAAUAUCCCUGUAUGGACUGUUCAAGCAAAUAACCAACCUAAAUGACGCUGGUUCAUGCGCGCCCACUACUUAGUAUUGCGAAUAUCUCGCUCUCUUAGUCGUCCUCGUUUUAAAGUGAUGUUACACGAGACUUACGCAACAACGAUUUUUAGCGCAACACAGCAUUGGUAACAAUGUUUCGAAUGGUUGCAACAUUGUACCAACAUUGCAACGCUGUGUUGCGCCAAAAAUUGUCGUUGCGAAUUAUCUCGUAAAACAUCACCUUUAGAAUCUAAAGGACUCUUAUAAUAGUGAUUUCUAAGAGUCGAAUAUAUGCUCUUUCUCUAAGGCAGGAAUCAUAGAGUUGGGUAAUGACACCAUCUUCAUCGAGCCCGUGUUGAACACAAGUCUGUUAGCCCAACGGGGAUGGACCAGACCUGGUAGACCACACUUGAUGUACAGUAAGGAAAUGCUAGGCCGCAACCAACUUCAUGAUUUGUCGUUUGACAGAUUUGACGAUGGCUAUCUCAGAAGAGGACUGAAAGGUUAGUAACUCUCCGUAAUCCAAAUUCUAAUUUCUUAAGAAUGUCAACGUACGUGCAAUGAAGGACGCAUAUCAUGAAGCGGACACCUUACAGGACAUGUAUGUUAUAGAGUCCUUAUCAUUUUCUUCCAUAUUUUUCAUUAAAUGAACCAGUAUAGAAAGAGCCUCUCGGAUUUCCGGUUAAUACAGGUUUUAUUGCACGUUUGUAUGAUAAUGUCCCAAAAUAGUAAAUGAAUACAUUACGUUGAUACCAUUUGCUUUAGAAAAUGAAACAAACUGAAGAAAAAAAGCCGGCUAAUGCUACAAUCCCGGACAAAACUACUUGAGAAAGUUUUUCCCAUCAUGUUCACUUUCCUACGCAACAAACCUAUUUCCAAAACGACGCCUUUGUGGAAAAAAAAACCCUUCCCCCAAUUCAAUGUUGCUUCCCACAAACGCCCAGGGAUCAGGCUUUCCUUUGAAUACACAACAACAUUGCUUUCAGGGGAAGGGGGAGAGGGAAGAACCGGUACAGCUAUGAUGUUUCCAAAAAUGCUGUCCAAGUAUACAAUUUUCCCAACAGUAUUGUCCAAGAUUGUAGAAAAGGGGCUUCAUUAUUUUGAGAGGAAUGAUGAUCUAUUGAUCCUUUAAAAACACCAAAACAAACGAACAAGCGCACAUCAUCUGUGUCAUCAUCAUUGUCAAUCUUACCUUUCUUAAAGUUUCCACCUUCCAGAUCCGGUUGUUCGUUUUCAGCGUUUUCCUUUAAUAACGAAGAAAAAAAUAUUGAUAAUAUUGAUAGAGUAGAGGAAUUAACAUUUUAUAAAAUAAGAGAGGUUCUCUUCGACUGCCGUAAGGAAACCAGCUCACUAUUCAUAACCCCACGAAAACCGUUUGGUUCAACUUGAGAGUGGUUGAAAGGAGAGGCGUACCUUUUUAGGAAGAGAUCAUCCCAUAAUGAUCUCUUCAGUGCUUUUUAUUCAGUCAGAACGUUUAAUAGCAGUAAAAAACAACAGAUGCAAAUCACGUAUAGACCCGAAAAACAAAGGAAGAAACAAACUACAAGAAAAACACUUUUCUGUAUGUGUGCUUAUAGCUAAGUAAUAACCCAAUCAAAUGAUCUCCUGUAUUCGGUACGUGAACAAAAACUUUGAUCUCCGCAAAUACUGCUAAAUUUUUAUUUCCUAGUGGAGAAGAAGCUGAUCGAUACAGCGGCAGCUUCUCAAAGUUCGUACAUAACGCUCAUGAAUCUUGCAAGACGUGCAGUUAAGGUAAUUAGUUAUUUAUAUAAAGGAGAAACUACUACCUUGUCACUUUAGGGAAAUUUACCUUUUUCUUCUUGGUCAUGCCAUUUUGGUGACGUAUCUAGACGAACGUUCGGAUCACUUGACCCGAACGGAAUGAUAGGGCCUGGGAACUAGGAAAAGAUCAAGUCAUGUUCCAGUGGCUGUGGCUUUGUGUUUCUUGAUUUCCAAAAUCAUUUUGACUCUCCAUAUUUAAUUAAUAAAUUUUAAUUUUAAAAAAGUGUUUUUCCAUAACUGCACCGAUAAUUGUACUUGCAUUUCUAGAAUCAGUCUCUCAAUUCUUUAGCUAAUUAUUGAGUUAAUCAAUCAUUCAUUCUACCAAUCAGUGUUCAUCGACUAGUAGACUAGUGGUUAAUCUUUACUACUUCAAUUGUGUCACAGAUCUACUAUAUCAAUUACGGAAAGGAACUCUUAUUCCGAAUUUUGCAAGAUGGGCAAUCACAAGACGUAGACACUUUUACGGUGCACAAAUGGAUAGCAAAAGACUAUGAUACAGGAAAACCACUCUUCAUCAACAGGAAAAAGACCUUCAUUCCACCCACUGGAACGACUAUGAGAAACCGAUAUCGCGCUAAAAUCACUGUUCCACGUGAGUAACACGAUACUUAAUCGACUAUAAACGUCGCAGAAACGAGUUAUCAAAUUUUAACAUUUUAUUUAAGUUUUAAGAUCAGGAGAGGACUUAGCCUCCCUCAAUAAAAAUUUUCCUCCUAACUAUUCCGGUUAAAAAGAAAAAAAUAUGAAUAAUAUGAAGCUUUCUGAGGUGCGUCUUUUCUUCGAGUGGAAUCUAAACCUCGUUCCCAGGGUUCUUUCCUACUCGUCCUUGGAGUAGUGCCCAGUCCUCGAAUUAAAAGGUCUCUUUUAAGGGCAAUGUGAAAGUGGAGAAUACCGCUACUGACUCUAACGCCGAAAAGCUUUCAAACGUUGCCUUUAAAGCUGUUCUAUAUAUGUUUUUGUCUCGUACAAUCUGUGUUGAUUUUAGUCAGUGUCGUCUGGGAGAGUGCGCUAUUCACCGUCCGAUUACCAUAGGUAAUACCAUGAUUUGUAGUUAUUUUUGGCAUUUAUACUACUACAAUUUCGAAAUAUCACUCGUGGUAUUUAUGCCAAAUAUCACUACAAAUAAUGCUAUUACCUAUACAAAUACCACGCGGGUGAUAUUUCGAAAUGGGUAUACGUAAUUUCACGAGCCGUUAGGCGAGUGAAAUUUGAGACAAUUUUGAAAUAUCACGAGUAGUAUUUAGGCCCAAUAUCACGUACAAAUCAUGCUAUUAUUCGUUUAUACUACUACCAACAGAAGGUUUGUAAUUUUUACGUGUAGGUAUUUCAAAUUUAGCUGAAAUACCACUGCUCUAAGCCAAUCAAACCGCAGAAAUUUCUCAUGUAGUAGUAUAAUUUUUGAAAUACUCUUUAGGACUCGAUUGAUAAGAAAGUGGCUAAUGUUGGUUUAAGAGAAAAUUAUCCCUUUCAAUUGAAAUUUAUUAAUAGAAGUUAACGGAUUAAGCACCCCGUGUUUCUCUUAUGAAAUGGUCUCUCGAUUCAUUAUUAUCACCUACUAUUUAAUAGAGUAAUCUUUUAUGAAAGUUUAGUCUUACCAGUUAACCUAAAAGCAAGCUCCUGGUAGUAAUCGGCAUUCCGUAACAAUUCAGCAUCCGAAAACUAUGAGUAAAAAACUUCAGAAUAGACUUCUAAAAAGUCCGUUUUAGUUGGAUUAUUCUUUCGUGGUUUGCUUGGGAAGAGUUGACUAGUCUUCAAGUCUAACUUCAAUCUUCAAUCUCUUCAAUACUUGUUUAUUGCCCCCCUUAACAUCAACCCUAACUCUCCGUUCAUAAUGUUUCUCCAUGCGUUUCAGCUGGUCUCAAGCUUCCUCCGGCCACUCUACCUUCUCAGCCCAACAGUCAUUUAACUUUUAUCAAUAGGUCGAACCGAUUCGUGAAGGUAAGUCCCUCAAUGGGUUUUUCCUUUGGUGCAACCGAGUUGUGUUGAUUGUAUCCUUAAAGGCGGAGCUUUGUCACGAAUUUUAGCCAAAUCCAGAAUUUCGGAACAAGCCAUCUUAAAUUGAGCGCUUAAAACUUGUUAAUUUUCAGAGCGAUAAGGGCGAGUAAUUGACAACCCCCCAAAACAAGAGCGUUUUUCUUCCUAGGGGAACUCCACCUAUACCCAAAUAUUGGUCGAGUACCCCUCUACUACACUAAAUUUUCGUGCAAAUUCUGCGAACAAAAUAAAUCGUAAACCACUUACAUGGCCGGCUUCUUCUAGGCGAUUAUCGUAAAGAUUCAAGUGUAUCCGCAGCAAACGUAAUCUGCCACUCAACUGCUAAACGGAGGUACUGUUUGACGACUCCUACAUGAGAAAGGAUCGCUAUUUUCAUGCGGACAUCCGAGCCGGACGAAGGUCUAGCCGUUUCAAGGGCAGACUGAAAGACACCGUUUUACUCCUCAGCUACUUAAGAAUCUGAGUCCAGUGCCGGGAAAUGGACCCGCGACUCCGCCCUGGGACCCGUUUCUCGAAAGUCCCGAGAACUUUUCGUGUCUGAAAGCUGUUUUAUGUUUGCCGUGUAUGCACUCAAGAUCAAAGUUUCAAUAAUCAAAUUAAUGAAAUUGAAAUUGAUAAUGAAAUUAUCAGUUAACAAAGCAAAAUUGACUGGUUUGUGAGCUAGGAAUUGUGGUACUAUUCAACUGGUUUUGAUUUCAAAAUUUACCUUCGGACCCGAAAAGUUAUCGGGCCUUUCGAGAAACGGGCCCAGUGCUGUGCCCUACCGGCUUAGCUCACCCGACUGCGGAUAUGACCAUUUCUUCAUUUGAUAUUUUUUUAUUUUUGUCUAUAUCCCACAGGUGUUUUACGUCGAAGAGGGCGAAACACUGUUCUUCUUAAGCCUGUCCCCAAAGGAAGAUGUUGUAGUUAAUACUUACACUUCUCACACGUGGUUCGUGAAAGAUCUCGACACGAACAAAAUUCUUCUUGUAAAUGGACACAAGAAGUAUAUACCUGUGAAAACAGACCCAGAAAAUCCGAUACGAGUCUUCAUCACCGUUCCAAGUUGGUGAUAGUAACUCUUUUGAAUUGAAUAAAUCAAGUUCUGUUUUACAGUGCCUUCUUGGCACGUUUUGUUUUCUAAGAUAUAGUUUAACUUCGGUUCAGAAUGUUUUAGGUGGUUUUCGACUGUGCAUAUUUUUCUAGUAUCUAGUUGUCUCAGGCUUAAGGUUGAUGUGAUAAUGAUGAUGAUGAUUCCUGAUGAUGAUGAUGAUGAUAAUGAUGAUGACGUGGAUGAUUACAGAAAUGAUAAUAUCGAUCUAAAUAUUAUUUAAUAUUCACACUUGGCUGCGAGGCUUGGGGGAAUAAAACAAAAGAAAUCGUCUUGAGGCUCAGUUAAUGAAUAAUACAUUUCUUUUGUUUUAUUCCCUUAAGUCUCGGAGCCAAGUAUGAAUUUUAAUAUAUCAAAAAUGGUCCAUUAAAAAAGAAAGUUGGUUGCAGCCUCUCAUAUAAGGUGGAAUCCCGAUUUGACGUAUUCAAGUGUCAAGACACUCGAAAAUUUGGGGGAAGGGCGGUUACAUUGAGGUGCUGCUAGAAUUCUCAUUACUGCUUUUUCUUUAUGUGCUAAUUCUAAACAAAUAAAUAACAAUUAUUCACCGAAGUGGAGGUGGCUAGUGGUGUUACCGAGGCCGCGAAGCGGCCAGCUAAAUAUCCAACACUACCCACCGACACUGAGGUGAAUAAUUGUUUUAGUAUAUACUAAAACAGUGAGAUAAUUUAGCAUAAAAAUAUGAUUUUUAACUCAUUUACUGUUGCCAAAGAUUAUACAGUUUUGGCGCGCAAUAACCGGUUUUAUCGAUAAAUUCAAGUAAAAAAGACAAAGCUUUACCUUUUAAAACUUCCAAACCGAACUUCGUCAACUUCUUCGUAUACUUCGGGAACAGCUUGCUUGAUUAGUCGUGAAAUUUCUUUGUUUGUUACGGCAGCAACAGGGAAGGCAUUUUGCUCGCAACUUACGCGAGUUUGGCGUCGCUCGCUCGGAGGAGGAGGUGAAUAGUGAAGGAUAUUCACUGACUGAGUAGCCAAUCAGAGCGCGCAAAAAACACUAUCCACUGUUUUAGUAUAUUCUAAAAAGGCAUAUCUGGCAUUGCGAUUAGUAACGUAUUUGUCUCUUCUUCCAGGCACUUUGUCGCUUCCCGAUAUGAUAUUUCCAGACAUGCUUAAGACAAGGCCCAAGUACAUAGAGGUGAUGGCAACCGCUGACAGCUCCGUAGUGAAGUUUCAUGGCAAGGAAAAAUCGGAGAAAUAUAUCUUGACUUUGAUGAACAUUGUGAGUACUGUCAGUUAUAGUAACGCCAUAAGGCUUUUGACAUUAAUACUGAUAGCCACAUUGUCAUGAGCGCUUUAGAACUUGAUCUGGAGAGCUAUUUCGUGAUUUCAUUGUUUUUCACAAUUACGGUUUUUGACUGGCGUAAAAGUCUCUCCGCCAUCAGAGAACGCUAGCCUAGAGUUGGAGCGCAUACCAGUCCAGUCUCUUAAAGAAAGUUCCACCUUUUGUCAGGGCUGUCCAGCCAGGUCAGUCUGUCAGUAAAUAGUAUGCUGGGUAGAAAUAAGGGGAGAACUGGGUUUUCAGCGAAAACUUUCGAAAAAAAAGCAUGUUUCAUUUUCAAUGGUUCGGCCGGCCAUUUUGGUAAGAGCGCUUAGUCAGGUACCAUUUCCUGGGCUUUUGCUGCGCUUUGCGCGCUCUACAAUGUAUUAACCGCUCCAUAUCUUUGUCUUGAGUAAUUAUUGGUUUAUUUGAUUGGCAGUUUGUGUUGUGAUUUGACCAGAGCUUAUGUUUUGUAUUGACGCUGCUGAACGUAAUCAUGUGUAUUUGCUGCGACAAAAGAGAGCGGAGUUCUACUUCAUUGUUAACAGAAGUAGGAUUUACACUGAGCAAUAGGUUUACAAUUAUUACGACUGGGCACUUUCUCUUGUUACAGGUCUCCAGAUUAUUUCAACACCAAUCAAUCGGCGCUCCAGUAUAUUUUGUUGUUGUUAAGCUAGUUCUUCUGGAGAAGGAUCCGGUAAGGUGUUGUUUUUCUGCUCUAAAUUCUUAGUGCUUUGUCAUGUUACAACGUUCUGCUAUAACAUAACUGUGGAAGUUAAGGGGGAAACUUACGAGACAAUUACCACGCAUUCGUCAUAGGACGUCUUCGUUGGAGCUAUUUCUCGUCUUAUUAUGAUGCUACAGUGAAACUUCGACAACUUUACGCGGUUGACACUUAAGAAUAAGGAUAGAAAAAAAUAGUUCGUUAUGACGGGGCUACGUAUGUGCUCGGUUCUGUUUAAUAAAGCGUUACUCUAACUAAGGCGAAGUUAUAAAAUGAGCUUUUCUACAUGUGGAUUUCUCGAUCACUGCCGUAACACGUUCAGUUUCUGCUUUUUUGAUGGUACAGUCAAACCUCUUUAAUACGGACACCAAAGGGACAGAACCAAGUGUCCGCUUUACAAAGGUGUCCGUAUUUUAGAGAUGUGGUUAGACUGUACUGAUUAGAAGAGCCCUUUUACCAUAUAAGGUACCGUUUACCAAACACAGAUGAAAGGAUAUUAGUAUUGUCCAAUGAAGUUGCUCACAUUGCCUUUUUACAUCCCAGAAAGAAAUCAAAAUUAAUGGAAAGCCAAUGGACAGUUUAUCAAGCGUUUGUUACUGGGGCUACAAGACAAGGAAAGGCUAUGACAAGGUUACCAAGGACUACUAUGAUCAAACAGUGUUCUUAACAAGGUAAAGAGUCCAUAAAAGCGUCUAACGCAGACAAAGUGCGUUUUUCACAUUCAUUUUUACAAAACAUAUGUUUCUUAGCUUACUGAAGUUAUUCCGAAUAUUUAGUAUAACUAUUAUUUUUUUGUAUUUAUUUGCCAUUUUUGCGGACCUAGAAUUGAAAUCUAACUAGUACAGUGUUUGCGAUUCAGUCACUGACUUUCCUUAUAUAUCACUAUCUCUUCUUUUCUUUUUCUUUUUAUGCAGAAAGGACUUCGGCCCGUCAGGUACGCAAUCUACACAUGUUAGUCGAGUUUACUGGGACUGUUUGUUCUUAUGAUUUCGCGUUUUUUCAGUAAGCAAAAACUCCGCUCUAAAUCUGUGGUGUUUUGGCAACGCUGCUUUCUUAAAACGAUUCUUGCGAGGGGGGCAUAUAGCAUAUAGCAGCGAAACUUUACAUUCACUCUGGAAUCAACUUGUUUACCUCAAUAGGACUUCGUUUAUAAUUAUCAACCUUGAAUAAUCAAAUUCGUCACCAUCCAUGUUGUGUCAACAGGUUACGCACCAGUUCAUGGUAUGUGUUAUCGUCUGCGAAGCUGUACACUAAACGAGGAAGAUGGAUUUGCGUCUGCAUUUAUUAUCGCACAUGAAACAGGGCAUACGUAAGUUAUCGACAAGUUUUUCUUUUGUGAUAACUGCACUUUAAGAUGAGCGAGGUUCAACUUUUACGUUACGCGGGACCUUUCGUACAUCGCCCCUAUUUAAAAUUUACGUGCGCACUAACAUAAAAAUUAUGCGAUAGUGGAAAUUCACCCGUAAUCGUCUUUAAUGAUUCAUGAUUGUUAUUCUUCUUCACAGAUUAGGAAUGGAACAUGACGGAGUAAACAAUAACUGCUCCAAUGACGUCAUCAAAGGAAGCAUCAUGGCACCUCUGGUGCGAUCCCGGUUUGACCGGUUUUACUGGUCCUCUUGUAGUCGGCGAGACCUUUUAUCAAAGUUAAAGUAAGUUGAGACGCGUCUUAGCUAAGACGCGUCUUAUUUUAGAUGAAAUGUGCCGUUUAUACGGAAAGUUCGCGUCUUAUUUUUCCUCGUAUAAAUGGCCCUAUUGUCUUUUGUUAGAGAAUUAAAAAGACGAUAUCUGUGUCAUUGCUUCAUCUACACAAGAUUUCAUUUCUAUAUUGACAAUGCAAGAUGACCAUGAAAAUUUAAGACGAAUGAUGUUUUACUAUCAAUCGGUUUGUGGACUAAGCAAGAGUUGUUUCGAUGCGAACGGAAGGUUUUACAUCGAGGAGAUUUGCGAACUUAAAAGGAAUCGAAAACUCACAACUUGACUCAUGGUCGACAAAAAAAGUUGUAGAGUGGGUAUGGGAACGGUUGAAAAUACAGAGCUUCUUUCCGAGUCGCCCUCGACAGAGUGAAUCUUAGUUUUUUUUUUAAUGUCUGACGGAUGUUGCUUUCGUUCUUUCCAUGUAGUGCUCUGUGGUGUUUAGACGAUGUACCCUUCAGAAAUGAGCUUCCUUAUUUGAAAAAGCUACCCGGUCAGAUUUAUACCAUCGAUCAACAAUGUCAGCAUGACUUUGGUAGGAAUUCCAGGUUUUGCAGUCGGGUAGGUGUAUAGAGUUGUUUUUGUUUUUGUUUGUUUUUUUUUUUCAACAUUUAUCUGCUAGUCCCUAGUCCUCGUUAUCCAGAACGGCCUCUGCGUUUCAGGUCACAUGGUCCGAGCGAGUUUUCGCGGCCGUUCGUCUCAGAUACGUCAGCGAAUUGCAUUAACCGAGAAGGAUUGGGAAGACGCCAGCACAAAAAUGUCACAGUGAGAAUUUCUAGUUCGCCAUGGCUCAGCUGUGCUGAAGUAUUACAUAUAUAGUUAUGUUAUUUACAAGUUUACCUGUGAAAUUUUUUUAACAGAUGAAGCGAGAUCCUUGUGCGGAGUUGUGGUGCGUUCGCGGUUCUUUUUCCGGCUAUAAUGACCGCUUCUGUCAAACGCGAAGAGAACCCGCGUUGGAAGGAACCAAAUGUGGUGAAAACAAGGUACUAAACUAAAAAAACCCAUUAAGGGCUCUGCCCACACGAGUCUAUGUAAGACCUUUAAAAGGAUAAAAAUGGCUUCAGUAUUUACAGCCUUCCACACCAGAACGAUAUUCCUUUGUUUACAGAGAUAAGUGCUAUGGAGGCUGGUCACAAAUUUUAAUUGUUCACGUGCCAAAAGGUUAUGAGUAUAUCCCGUUUCACGCCAUCCUGUCCACAGACCUUUUUCUUAUUUUUCGCCCAUUCGAGAGCACGAGAGCAAGCACGGCGCGCGAGAAUGACUGUUUGAGCUGGCGGUGAAUAAAUCUCCGGUGGUUUUUAUAUUCAUACGCGCCCUCGGCGAUCUCUAAAGAGGAAAUAGAGGGUUUGUGAACAGGCUACUUUGAGGCCUUGUUCCCAGAGACCGCGUUUACUCUUGAUCAGCGGACGUUGCCCGUCCGAGGCCUCCGGGUCGAAAGAAAGUGCUUUCGAGCUUGGACGAAUUCGAGUACGCGUAGUCUUAGCCUACAUGCAUGCUCUCCCUAGUCCGCCCACAAACGUUUGCGUUUACGAAUACCCAAGUACACAAGAACCAGUUAAUACUUGGAUUAGUCCACUUUGUUCUGCAAGCAAAAAUUUUGUUUUGACCAUGUAAGAAAUCCUUUUAAUAACUAAACCAAGUGUUUGGACAAUUGUUGUUUGUUCUUUGAUGUUUGAUGUUUGUUUCGUUUCUUUUCUUCAUUUCACGGCCCACAAAAACGCAAAAUCCAAUAUAUAAUCAUCUUGACCUCACACUUGGUCAAUAACACAGAUAUACAUAAUAUUCUUUCUUGAUCUGUAUUAAAAACAGUAAAAAAAAACAGAGUAUUACUGUCUUUACAGUGGUGUCGUCUUGGGAAAUGCGUUUCAGUAGAUGACCGGGAUACAACCAUUCCCCUUCCAAGGCCGACUAUAAAACCGGUUCAUGGUGGCUGGAGUAGGUGGAGUGAUCUAAGUGAAUGUUCGCGUUCCUGCGGCGUAGGAGUACAGUUCAAAACAAGAAAAUGUAACAAUCCUGUGUGAGUAUUCAAGGUCAGCCAUAAAGCACCCCAGAGUCAUGCAGGUUGCAAAUCUCUGUCAACACAACACUCCAUCACGCUACCCUUUCAAGACGUUUAAACAAGUAAGAGGAGUGUAACGAAAUGUUUCGUUUUUCAGGCCUAAACAUAACGGAAGACCUUGCGAAGGAGAGAAUAUCAAAUUUGAGCUUUGUAAUACCAUGGUAAGUAGUUAUUGGCCAACGUUGUUACCGUGUAGCUCUAAUUUUAGAUAACAUCCUCGAUGGAUCUUUGGUAGCUGGUCAUUCCCAAAGUGCAAUAACCGGCAGGUUGUAUGAGAGCAAGAAAAGCAGCAAGAGACAAAAAGAGAAAGGCGAAAAAGGCUCGUUUCUCUCUCAAAGCAAAGCACAUGUGUUAUGUCAGUGUUAUGUCUCGUACCUAGGUUGGUUUACUAGCCGUUUUGUGCACACACGUUACCUCGUGCUGGAAACUAACUGGCUGGAAAACGAGCCCAGUCCAUAUCACGCGGAAAAAGUUGUCUUGAGCAUCACCUCACUAUAGCUAUUUUAACAUUACCCUCAUUUAAUUUUGAUUUUGAUAUAGGACUGCCCAGGAAAACUGUUAACAUUUGAGGAAACUCGCAAAGAACAAUGUAUCAGGCGAGCACCUUUAAAAUCCCCAACAACUGCGGCAGUGUGGUCAUCAUAUGACUUAUAUUCCGGUAAGUAUUAAACGAAAAUUAAACAUGAAAACUAAUGGUGAUAACAAAAGCAGAACGGGUUUUCCUUUUGCUUUGAAUGUAACAAAUAAAAUUUGCCGAUCAAAGUAUGCUCAGGUGUAGACAAAGUGUUCAAAGGAUUGUUUGGCGAGCAAAGUCCUCGAGAGUAAACGUUCUUUAAAAAGAACGUUUAUAAUUUAAAGAGAUUUCGAUCAUCCCGAUCUGUAAUUAUAUUCGUUAACAACUACUUUGAUGCGGCUUUGCUUGUUAGAACGCCAGUACAGCGACAAAAAACGCCUGUAGGAAUUAUCUUUGUCAUAUUGCUAUUCAUUUAAACUUGAAUAAAUUGCAGUUCACCAAAAUUCAAAAGUAGAAAAUGUAUGAACCGACAGCUGAACCUCUUGAUCCAAUAUAGCUGCCUUGGAAAGAGAGGAACGAAACUGUUGUAGGGUGGUCUGGCCGUUGUAAAGAGGUGUUAAAACAAGGGAACACAUAUUUGUUGAGGGGAGGUUCCACUAUUUGAUGACGUGACGAAGAAGCCCUCUUUUUUGUGCGAUUUCACUAGAUAAUGUAACUCUAACCCCAGCCUGAGAAAACAGCCGGCAUUUUGGUUUCCCCGAAAAAUUGUAUCCCAGAACCAAGCGCAGAAAUUUCAUACUGAUGAUGCGUCACUAACUGGAUAUGCGUAGUUCUUCUGAAUGGUUAAAGCAAAUUCUGCCUACCCAGAUCUGGGUAGUGACGCGUCAUCAGUAUAGAAUUUCUGCUCUCGUUUCUCAGACAUCAUUACGCGGGAAGUCAAGUGGUGGCGUUACGAAAUGUUGGCUUUAUUUCUCAGGCUACCCCUCCCCUAAUCCAAUAUAUUGCACUAUGCAAGAAGUUACUGUUAACAUUGGAUGAGGGAGGGGUAGGUGGGUAGCUUCCCAGAAUCUUAUCUGAUCCAUUUCCCUCAGCGAACAUCGACUGUGACUUUGAAAAGGGCCUCUGUGGAUGGACCAAUAAUCCCAGUGAUGAUUUUGAUUGGCGUCGCCGCAGUGGACGCACUCCUACGGCUGGCACAGGACCUUCUUUUGAUCACACAAAAGGACGCCGUGGUUGGUAUAUUACAUAUUUUAGUAAAAUCCAGCUAAUGGUCUAUCAUCAAUGCUGCGUUCUGAUUGGUUGAGCUACUACUAGGCUAUAUGUUAUAGCCCACUAGUAGCGAAAAGCGCGGGCUUUUUGGCGGCAAAAAAGGAUUAAAGUCUAGCUUUAACUUGCUAAAUUUUUUUAUUCUCGAUAUUUUCGACCAACUAUUUGGAUUUUACUAAAACAAUUAUUCCUCUCGCCCUCAUGACCUCUGAGUCAAUUAAUAGCCCAUUUGGCCUUCAGCCUUAUGGGCUAUUGACUCAGAGCCCAUUCGGGUUCGAGGAAUAAUUGUUAAAUAAAAUCAAACGUUAAGAGCUAGAAUAAGAUGUCUGUUUGAUUUUGAGCGACGUUCUUUAAGGUUGAAAACGGUUUGUUUUACCUUCUCUUCCCAUUAAAGCACUAUACAUACUGUCACAUCGAGACUGUGAAAAUAUAGAAACCAUCAUUUUAUAUAUAUUAUUUAGUUUAUUUUGUCAAAACAACUGAAGGAAAAAGGUUAUGUCCUCACGAGUCCUUUUAACGAGUUGUCUUCUCUCGUGUUGUCGAUCAAUACAUUUCGUUGACGUACAACAAGGUAGGCCCGAAACGAAUAGGCCCCGCAGAAAAAAAAUUCCCGGUAAAAAUCUAGAGGAUCUAAAAAAGGCCUCGAAUAUCCAUGGACUACGUGAUUCUCCAAAGUGCAUAUCUGUAAGCCUUUCAUUAAAUCGCUUCACCUCCGCAUUAUAUUGAUUUAUUGUUUUCGUUUUAUGAUUUAGGACAUUACGUGUAUCUGGAGACUUCUCGACCUGUCCAGCCCGGAUGGAAGGCUCGCCUCGUUAGCAAGUACAUAGGCAUGCGUGUUGCGUGUCUAAAGUUCUGGUAUCAUGCAUGGGGAGGUGAUAUUCAUAUGGGAGAACUUCAACUUAUCAUCAAAACAGACACGGUAAGUACUUGUCUGUUACACAGUCGUUUUUAGCGUCGUCACACAACGCUCCUCCCCACAGAGGAGCGUUGCGUGACGACCCUAAAAACGGCUGCGUAGCGGACUAGGUAGAUACAUGACAUGCCGAAUACUUAUCUAUAUCGUGACCUUAGACAGCCGUGAUAUAGCCCUUGUAACUAACAGACUGUUCAAACUAUUUUUAGUUUCUUCUCCCACUGUUUUUGUUAAGCUUUGACUGAAAGGACCUCAAUAUAGGAUCUCUGUCUUCAUGUACGUGUAUUCGCAAAGCUUCUUUAUGUGCACUAUUCAAUCAAAAUUAAGGGCCUGUUUACGUGGAGGCGCGGGACCCCAGGUAGAUGAGGUAACCCGCCUGUCCAUAUAAUCUCUCAUUUUAAUUUGAUCACGUUUACAUGAUAGGUGAGGUGACCUGCCACGUGUUACCUCACCUGUCUGGGGUCUCCCACCUCCGUGUAAACAGGCCCUAAGUCCCUAAGUUUUAGUCAUCUUGGAAAGAAUUAUGCGUCCUCCUUUGAGGAGAUGCGGUAUUAGCUUUACUAAUAGAGCCUGAUAUAUUUCUUGCCUUAGGACGAAAAAGUGGUUUGGAGCGUAAAUAAGAAUAGAGGAAAUAGAUGGGUGUUUCACAAGCCUACCACGAUAUUUAGCAACAAGCCAUACAGGGUAAACAAUAAAUUAAAUCUUUAUAAAUAAAUAAAUAAAAUAAAUAAUGAUUUGCAGGUAGCACAUCCACAUAGUGGUUCUUCGUCUACCUGAUUCCUGGUCGAAUUGGAAUUUGGAAAUGUUGGUUUUUAAGGAGAGGGGAAAACCGGAGUACCCGGAGAAAAACCUCUCGGAGCAAAGGAGAGAACCAACAACAAACUAAACCCACAUAUAGCGUCGACGCCGGGAUUAGAACCCGGGCCACAUUGGUGGGAGGCGAGCGCUCUCACCACUGCGCCACCCUUGCUCCCCUUGACACAGAAGAUUUUUACAUUUUCACGAGCAAAGACAUCCAGUUUUCACUUCAUCAUUUAUCCUCGUGGUUCUCUUUCACAUCGUCGGCACAAGAGUUAUAACCAGUUUUUUGCAGCAGCUUGUAACAACUUCAGAGGAAAUUUGCUUUUCCGUAGCGCCACUUCAGUAUUAAUUCCGUCCGAAUACCCCCAGAAAUUGUCACCUUGUACAGCAUCAUAAGCCGUAGCCAUAGUUGUAGACGUGGUCAUUUAAUUUCAGUUGUUACACUUGUGGAUUCUUCAUACUUAGAGUCAACUUGUAAUAAUGAGAGUGGCAACAAGCGAACUGGAGGUAAACAUUGGAAGAAGAGAUAGAACAGCUUAGAACUGUCACAGCAUCAUAUUUGAUGAUGGUGAUCGUUGUAUGAGCCUUCUUUUAUCUCUUACCACGCAGAAAGUAACUGUUUGCUUUCAUUUUCCUUUGAAGAUUGUCUUCCAAGGCAUUCGAGGUGAUGGAUACCUCAGUGAUUUCGCGCUGGAUGAUAUAACGCUCGAAAAUAACCCUUGUGGACUGGGACUAAUGCGAUUUAUGACAGUCAACAACCGUAAGCUUUAAUUUCUGGUUUUAUCGUAUUUGUUUAGACCUUCCUUAUAUUUUUCAGUCAUUGUUAACCUACAAUCAGCCUCUAUUAAAUUGUGCAUUUCCAGAGGGGGAUUAAAUCACAAGUAGACUAUUUAUUAGAAAAAAACUUUCUCACAAAAACUUUGUGAAUAGGGAAACGUAAAAACGUGUUUCGGACAAAAUUAUUUGAUGUGACCUUUCAAAUGAAACCUUUUUGGCAGUACCCUCACGUAGUACUUUGUUAUUAUUGUUGUUGUUAUUGUUAUUGUUAUUAUUUUUUAGCAGUUUACAGAAUGAUGUAGAGUGUUUUCACAUGACGUCACGGCGGCCAUAUUGGUGUCCCAAAACAAUGAAAGGGGGGCCAUGUUGGUCUACCAAGACAAUCCUGUGGGAGUUGAACUCUUUUCUUAUGCAAACGCUUUCUUUUGUUCCAAAAAAAUUUCAUAAGUGUUGGCCACGUGAGUGAAAACACUCUAUAGGAAUUUUUGUCUAAUAAGUUGUACUUUGGGCCCUUCUGGGAUUGAAACGGUUAAACGUUUUUGUUUGUAGAAAUACCUGUUGAUCCAUGUCAUCAGUUCUGUGAAGCAAACAACGACGGCCAAAGUGUAGACGUGGUUAACGUGGAAGUAGAAAACGGAACUGCAUGUUACGACAACCUUAAAUCCUUUGACGUCUGCAUCCAGGGAAAAUGUCAGGUAUUUCAUAAAUUAUUGCUGGUUUGCACUUGACGUCACGGCGGCCAUGUUGGUGGUGUGUUGGUGGUCAGAACAAAAGCAUUUUUCUCCUCUGGGAACCAUGCCCUAUUUUCAUGUAAAUUCUUCGAGAAAAAAUUCUAUGGUAUUGACCACCAACACACAUCCAACAUGGCCGCCUUGUCGCUCGGUUGCAAACCAAGAAAAUAUUUUUUUGAUUUAUUUUGUAUCUUCAAACGAACGACGACGACGAAAACAACAGAAAAAGUCGAAAAAAGAAUUGAUUUAUGAGCAAAACAACCUCUUUACACGUGCAUCUCGUUUUUUCAUACAUUCCUUGACAUCACUGCACGACUCCUGAUGCGACGUUUUAUGGGGGACGUUUAUAUACGACGACGAAUUUUCCUUUCUCUUUUUUAAGCUGGAUAAAGUUGGUAAGAAUUCAACUCCAGGAGAAAGCGCCUACAUUUAACAAAUUGAAAGGGUCCAAAUAGACGCGACAAAGUUUCAAACAACGCAAAUUCAUGUUAUCACUUUCAGCGAUGUUUUCACUGUCGUCGCUGUGUCGUUUUAUUACGCUUAUUACUGGUGCUUAUUAACGGUGCUGCGCUCUUGUUUUGUGGUAGAAAAUCGGUUGUGAUGGUGUCAUCGGAUCGAACAAAACUCUCGACAGCUGCGGUGUCUGUGAAGGUAACAACGAUAUGUGUUCAGCAACAGCUGGGACCAUUACCACGCUACCAAAAGAAGGUACGUGCACAAUUAUCGUGAACCGACCCUUGUUCUCAGCUCCCUCUGAAGUGAGGGAGAAAAAAGCCUGGGAAUGAGCUUUCCGUGGACUUAAUUGGUGUUGAGGGUGGGGGGGGCGGGAGUAGCGUUUUUUACGGCGUCUUCAACCGUAUUGUAUGGAUUCUUUGCGUACGUUUCGACUAAUGAUUAAACUUGAAUCCCCUUCGCGAAAGACCAUUUAGGAUAUACCUACCAAGAACAACCUUUUAUCCAGCUAGAGAUCAGGGUGAGACUUGAACUCGUGGCCUGCUUCUUUGUCUAACACUUAAACCGCUCGGUCACAUUGCCUCCUCUAUCACAUGCAGUUUGGUUUUAAAAACGUUGUGUCAUAUAGCCUUAUUCAGCAAUUGAUUAAAGGGACAUAGUCAGCUUUGGGACCGCGCUGACCUAGACACUAGUUUUGCCACUUUAAAAAGCGCUUAGCUCAACCCGAAAUCAAAGGUCGGAGACAUCUAGAGAUCCGCGUCAAUUUUGCCAUGUGUUGCAUUCGAUCUUUGAUCUUUUACUGAAAACCUGUUCCUGAGUAUUCUUUUUCUCAUCCUACAAAAUUAAGUUAUCAUAUUUGGUUGAAAACAGUACCUUGUUGUAUGCAAAUCAGUUAAGGAAUAGUAUAUAAUGCGCAUGUGCAUCAGCUGACUUUGUCCCUUUAACAACUGGCCACCAAAUUGAGUGAAAUUUAAUCAUUUAAAGAUAACUGCUUCAACUUGCAAAGAAAUACUCCCACAAAUACAAAAGCAGUUGCGGAUGCACAAACUUGAAAAAAAUAUCCAAUUGCAAUUGGGGUUUUUUCUUUCUCUGUUUGUAAGUUUGCAUUAUUUGUAAUAGAGUUGUGAUUUUGCCAUUUAGAACCGAGUAAAUUCUCUGCUAACGAGUUACUGGUAAGACUGCACAAAAUGGACUGGUUACAGUUUCUUUCAGUUUAUGGGAUAGUUACUUUAGAGUAUCUCCGACCUGUUGUGACAUUGUACUUAAUUUUUCAAUCCGGUUGAUUGAUAUGUAAACUCUAUCUUUCUUUCUUAUUCACCUCCGUUUUGGUAGGGGGUUCGUUCUCGGGGCUUCCGGAAACAACAACAGCUUCAACAAGAACAGCAUUUAUUUUCUUUGCAAAUAGAAUAAAGGAAAGCGCUGUCCCGCAAAAUAGCGGAAAUACUAAGCGAGGCGCCCGCGAAACCUGUAUAGCUGGCUAUUAUUAUAAUAACUCAUUUGCACUGAAGAAAUGAAUGAGAUGUUACUGACCUUACUGAUAUUGAAAUAUGCAUUAAUGUGUCUACAGACUGAAGUGGCUUAUUUUAAAAUAUUCUGUUGAUUCUAUAGAUCUUGAAACAUUGUUAGAGUGUCCAGUGGGUGCAACCGAUAUCAUGCUUGAAGACUCGUCUCCAAACUUCCUAGGUAAGUGAUGGUACUAAUUUCGUAUUGUACAGCUACAGUUGUAGAUUUUUCCAAGGCUCUAUUACAAGCCGCUGUUCGGGUAGCCUUCGAGCAAGCUAUCCACUUGGGGUGGUCGCGAGAAGUCGCGCGAGAGCAGCACGCGAAAGGUGACGCGAGUGCGUUCUCUGGCGGUUCCCUUCGCUCGCCAUAAAUAGAGAGCUUGCUGGCGGGCUACUGUUCGGGAAAUGAGAUUUAUUUUCCUAAAUUCCAUGUGGUUUUAUUAUUAACAGUUCUAGACGCCAUGGGAGCAGAAAAGGCUCAUUUCGUAGGCUCUGAACAGACGUCAGUGUCCGUAGUUUAUGAAUUUGCUGGGACAAAAUUCACUUACAAGAGAGAAGGCGACAUAGAGGCAAUAACCACUCCGGGACCCAUCAAGGAUAGAGUUGUAGUGAAGGUCAGAUGGUAUUCCGUGUAUGUUAUUGUGGCUGCAAGCACAAACCUAAAUAAUAGCUCAACGGGCGUGUCUGUUGUCAACUGAGAAGUUUCAGGUUGUUUAUCAUUUACUUAAGCAAACCGGUCGGUAAACGGUUUGGGGGAAUGGUAAGCAAAAUUUAGGACUGAUAAAUUUCGUCCCGGAGUCGGGUCGAUAAACGACCGCGAAGGCCUGAAACUGGUAACAAAGACGGCUUUGAAGAGAUGGAACACGAAUUUCCGUUUCGAAUAUCCCGUCCGGAAAAAUAGGACUACCUUUUCAGAUGUUCCAUUGCCCCCGGAAAUUCUCCGCCGGAACGACCAAAAAAGGUGUGUUCCAUUUCCAGAAACUUCUUGUAAAUAGUAAAAAAAAACGGUUUGCUUGAAAACAGCCUUAGUUUAAAAUUUCUAAUUGAUUCACAUGCAGGUUAAGAUGAGUGACCAGCCAGCAGUACCUAUUAGUUUACGCUACCAGUUCUACAAACCCACCACUAAUGGGAGCGAGUUCUUCUGGUCGCAUUUCAAGUGGUCUGACUGUUCCAAAACUUGCGGGGAAGGUUGGUACCAAAGCUCACGAAUAAGUUAAGCUUUAUUUGUCCGUCCGCCAUUGUUGCUUUUGAUAUGUUUGCAUGAGGUCUGGGUCAAAAUGACCUAUGAUUGGUCUGCGGCCUUGUACUUAUGCUCUCGUGCUUAUGUCGACCCCGUUUUCACUAGUCAAGCAAAGAGAAAGACAAACUUGUCCGUUUUUCUGGUGCUUACGCUUAUGCUCAUGUGGCGGCAGUUUUCACUUGCUUACACAUGUGCUUAUGCUUAUGUUUAUGCUUACGCGUCAGUGAAAACCAGGCUUCUAACGGGCUAUAGGAAAAUCCUUGUUUACAUUUUUGCCCCAUUCACAUAUGUUUACUAUCAUCUGAUGAAGCUGAUGAAAUAAGAUCUCUGAAUAUUGAAAAUUGAUAGAGCAUAAAGAUUUCAGUCAUAUCUGAAAUUUGAGCCCGAUAUAGCGAAUAGUGUCGGAGAAAUUUGCUGUGGAAAACUCGAAACUUUACGAAGAAUGUAUGGGCUCAUUAACGUUUUUACCUCCCAGUAAUUGCGCAGUUUUUGAUUGCUGCCAUUUCCUUUGUUAUUUUUUGCAAAGAGCUGAACGUUGAACAAACUGCUCAAAUUAACCUGCUCUUUUAGCCGGUAUUUUUCUAUGGGUUAAUUUGUAUGCUUAUGAGCAAAAAUAUAAACGACAUUUGGACGAUGAUGAUUGCACGCCAAUAUUUAUGCAUUCUAAACCACCCAUUCCCUUAGCCAUAAACAACGUAAUCUGUUUAUUGGUUCAAGUUGUCAUUUUGUCUUUAUUUAUGUUUUUGUUUUUGUUUGUUUGUUUUUUUUUCUACUCAUUAGGUAUCCAAACACACUUAUAUAAAUGCCGCAGAAAUGAUAACAAAUCAGAGGUUGUCAAGGAUAAUUGUUUCGCGUUGAUCAAACCCGAACCUUUGACGAGACCAUGUAACUUGACAGCUUGCGAGAGGUAUACAUACAUCGAUUAUCAGGAAUGGGUAUCUCACACUUAAAGAGACUAUCGUUAACUUAAGCUGUAACAUACGGGACCACGAUUUGGUGCCCGUCGUAGUUUUCUUCAUAAUAAGGUGUUCAAACUCGUCCAAAGGUCCAGUAAGCAAUGACUAAUGGUGGUUAAGAUGUGGAGCGGAUGGGGAAAGGAAAUGUUUGCUUUGGGGGAUGUUAAAAGAAAUCACUCGGGACUUAAUAACCUGUGGCAGGGGAUACCUAUUGUCAAAUUGUAGUAACAACUGAAAUAAGAGAAGUUUAAAAAAACAAGUAAGGAAGGUUUGGUUACCAGUGUUUUUUGCAGCGUCUAUGACUGUCGACGGUGUAACUAAAUGUAUGUAUUAGACAUUUAGUAAACUUCAUGGCGCGUGGAUUAUUUCAGGUACUGUUCAUUUCCAAUAAUUUUCCUUUUCUGAUAAUCUUAAAUUCCCAACCCAAUUCUUCAUAACCAGCUAGUGUUGACAAAUUUGGAAGAUAUCUGCCGAUAUUCCGACAUUCUUAAAAAUGACGUCAAUUUCACAGACAGUUGACAGAAAAAGAAUCAGCAGAAAGCGCAUUGGCUCAGCUGCUUCAGUCGGCAGUGCAGAGCUGUACAAGGGUCGAGAAAAUGGCGAAAGGUUUCACACGUUAUGCAAUAAGAAUUAAAAGCCCGAACUACUGCCUAAACAUAGCAAUUUUAGGAGUUUAAGAAAAAAAACCUACAUUACAUCGUCGACAGUUAUAGAGACUCCGUAAAAAGACACCGGUAACCAAUGCUACAAUACUUGUUUUUUAAACUAGCUGUCCGUUUCGAAUUAAAUUGUUAUGGUUACAUUUGCGAUUGUCUCGGGGAGAUGUUUUGUAUUCCAGUUGAAUGAUGUACACUUAGAAAAAAAUAUACAGAACAAAAAUUUUGUCUUUCAAAUUAGCUCUAUACAUCCCCAUGAAUCAACGAAAGCUUUUCAUUCUAUGUUCCCACCAACAUCGUAGCUCUACAACUCGAAGUACAAACAACAAAACACAAUCCCUUGACUACGUAUACCUCCUACGCGUCAAAUGUCAGCUAAUUAAAUCUCUUAACGUUUGUAAGGUGACUUUUAUGAAAAUCUUAUUUCUGUGCGUUACAGGUAUGUUUGGAAAGUGUCCAAUUGGACGAAGUGUUCUUCACUUUGCAAUGGCGGCAGCCAAAAUCGUACAGUGGAAUGUAGAGGAGUUUUAGUAGAUCGCCAGGUCAACUCUACACUGUGUACUGAGGAAAGGCCUGAGAAACAACAGAUAUGUAACGAUCAACCUUGUCCGGCCGAAUGGAUUGUGGGUAACUGGACUCAGGUACGUAGGGUCUUUUUAAGGCCUGUUUAUAUGGAGGUGGGGGACCCCAGGUGGGUGAGGUAACCCACUUAGGUGGGGUAAGCCGCCUGUUCACAUAAUCUCUCAUUAUAAUUUGAUCACGUUUACAUGCUAGGUUGGGUGGCCGUAUGGACAGGCGGGUUAUCUCACCUACCUGGAGUCCCCAACCUCCAUAUGUAACCAAGCCCUUAGACUGGCACUCCGGCGCCAUAUUAUUUUAGGGACUUAAAGAUCCGGCGACGGUAAAGGUAACAAGAACGUAAAAGGAAGUUUAGUCAGCUGAACAACAACUUGGCACUUGCAUCACACUUGACAUCACUGUCACACCAAAUCUUUUUGAUGAAAGUUGUGUUACUGUCUUUAUUGCUAACAUUUUCUUCGUUGCUGGAUUCUUGGAUACUUAAAUAGUGAUUAGCCGUCGAUAAAUACACUGGCCGCGAAAACUGCUAUUCAAAAGUUGCUAAAACCAUUAGACAUAAUGAUACGAGCAAUGGUAUGACUGACUUAGAGCAAAGAGGGACCUAGUCCCGAUUCAUAAAGCAACCUUUUAAGAGUCUGGUGCUCUCCUUGCAUUCCCAUGCUUGUUAAACCGCCCUUGGCCGAAUUACUCCCGAUCCGUGCAAGAGCAUCCUUUACUACAGAGAGAUUGGCUGCAGAAAGGGACUCCUCUACUCUAAAGAUGCUUUAUGCAAUUGGUUCCAUUAUCUUGAGAAAUCUAGUUGGCAACUGUCAAAACGGAUCACAAUCUCGGUAGGCUUAAGAAUUCGUCUUACGCUCUUGAAGAGCAGAACAAUUUGUGGAGAGCAGAACAAUUUGAAGACAGUACUACUUUGCCUUACUAAAAUUCAACAAGCAAUAGCUUAUCAAGACAGAUGGGGAGAAAGUGUUUGAAUUUUUUUAACCCCUUAACUCCCAGAAGGGAGUGGCAUGUAACUUCUCCUUAGAACAUGCAAUACAUUGUCCAACAUACUACUGUUGAGAAUACGUAAAUUUAUCAGCCAGAUGAUAUUAUAUUGAUAUAACCCCAAAUUACUUCAAUAAAAUAUACUAAAAUAGCAGUCAUGUAAGAGAAUUAAUACAUGUAAUCAAAUCUUGGGAAUUUAAGGGUUAAAUUGGCUCUAUUUCCUUGUGUUUUAGUGUUCUCGCACCUGUGGAAAUAGUGUUCAACAACGUUUAGUGGAGUGCAGAAAUAUUUUAGGAGCUGUCUCAUUAAACUGUCCACGUGAUGCUAGGCCGCCUCAGAUGAGAAUUUGCAGAAAAGUUCCCUGUGAAGGAGAACGUAAGUGGACUACACGUUGCUAACUUAUUUGAUGUAAUGUAUCAAGCAUGAGUUACAGUGUCUCAUGUAAUAUAUCAAACAUGAGAUGCAUUGUUUCAUCACCAGAUGAAACACCGAGAAGAGAGUUGAAAAUACGACGCGCAGCGGAGUAUUUUUGACGAACUUCGAGGUGUUUCAUCUCGUGAUGAAACAGUGUGUCGAAUGUUUGAUAUUUCUCAAACAAAAUGAUUUUAGAGGCAGAAAUCAAAGAUGCAAAAAUGAGCCGGUUUUCAUCUGAUUUUAAACACUCAUUAAACAUUGAAAAUUUCCUUUGUAUUUUCUUUAUGAAUUAUUAAUGAGUUCGAGAAGUAAAUGUUUCUGUAGAGUCGAGUGCCGUAAAUUGUACAAGGGUUUGCAAAGGAGUUUAGGAAACAGUUGUGGCUUAGCGCGUGUGUCUUCCCAAGUUUCUCGGGUUCGAAUCCCGGCGUAGGAGACCGUUUGUGGAUUAUGUACUGGCUUCCUGCCCUUUGCUUCAAUUACUUUAUCCCCGGGUACUCCGAUUUCCCCCUUUCCUCAACAACCAAGAUUUUCAAAUUACAAUUCGAUGAGGUAUACAACACAAUGAACCACUUCAUGGAAGUGUAACCUCUAACUCGUUAUUUACAUAUCUAUUUAUUUAUUCAUCGUAAAUUUAUUUUAUUUAUUUAUCUAUUUAUUAAUUUGUUAUCUAUUUAUCCAUUCUCCAACAGUUUUAGCAAACAUGUCUUGCUCGUUUGAAGAAGGAUUCUGUGAGUGGAGAAACGUGCGCGCCUCCAGGCUGGAUCAGUUUGAUUGGGCGUUGUUAAGUGGAAGCACGCCGAGCCAGAAGACUGGACCAACUAACGAUCACACCUUGGGAACGUCAAGAGGUUGGUAACAAACAUCCAAGUUGAAGAAAGAAGCAAGAGAACAGUUUUCAACUCGCACUAUUUUUCCUCUUUUGCACCUGUUUCUGUUCCUCCUUACAGCUCCUUAGAAAGAAACAACUAAGCUUAUUAGAGAUCUUAAGAUAGACCGUGUCCGUGAACGGGUAUGGGCAAAUAACCCGCACCAGUAACCAUAAAUACAGGUAGAUCCUCUCUUAGCCCUUGGGACACGGCUAAGCUACCGGGUAAAAUGAGGAUACAAUACUGACCGCCUAGUUAUGGAAAAUCAUGUUCGCCUACCGUCUUUUCUGUGGGCAGAAACGAUAUAUCUUAAUCUCACUGAUGACCAAGAGGUGUCCGAUGAAUACAGGUUCGUUUGACCGAAAAUAUGGAAAGAAACGUUUAAUACAAACUGAGCCAUUCUUCUCCUUAAUAUUAGCCGUUAUAAUUUGUUUAUUCCUCAGGUUUUUACCAGGCAUUAUGCAGUUGAACCUCUUCAUUAAGUGGCCACCCUCUAUUAAGCAGCCAGUAACCAAAGUCCCGAAAUAAUUGUAGAAAAGAAUGAGGAAUUAAAUCUCUAUUAAGCGGCUAUGGCCGCCUUUUGGCCGUGCCAAUGAGAAUUCUCCCAUUGUUGUCACAUCUAUUAAGCGACUAUCAAGCACUUAACGGACUACGUUUGGUUUUAUUUUAAGAAUAUGAUAAAGGAAAAAACAGUCCGAGAGAGACGGUGACGACCGAUCGUGGACCAGUACUGCUGCCUCCGUCGCGCGUUUGUUUUAAAAUAAAGUGAUGUUUCUCCUAAGGAUUAUGCUAGUGUAUAACCCGGUUUAUGACGAACCUCUAUCGAGGGGUCAACCUCCAUUAGGCGGCCACUUAACGGCACACCAAGGGUGGCCGCUUAAUGUAGUUUUCAACAAUAAUUUGUUUAUUUCUCAGGUUUUUACGUAUAUAUAGAAGCUUCUCAUCCACAACGAAGGAAUGACCGUGCGAGAUUAAUAAGUCCCGUAGUACGUGCUAGGAGUGUCUGCCUUAACUUCUGGUAUCACAUGUACGGUGACAAAAUGGGCUGGCUUCGUGUUAUGUACAGGCUCCUAAGGGGAAGAGAUCGCAGAAUAUGGCACAAAACUGGAAACCAGAAAAACGAGUGGCAUAAUGAACGUCUAACGAUUAAUUCUUAUCUUCCAUAUCAGGUAAUCGUACUGAAUACUUUAUUUAUCGUUGCAGUGAACUUAGUGGCUCUGACUAGUAUAGCUGGAAGGCUCUCAAAGGGGGCUUAUUCUCACGGCGGCCAUAUGGUCCCGAGAGACUGAAAAAGCUUUGUUUUACCACCUUCGACCUCGCAAUGAAAAACUUGGGAGCGAGGCUACACAAGUAAAACAAAGCUACUUCGUCAAAACGCCUCCCAAGCUCAUGUUACGAGGGUGUGAUGUAAAUAAACUUUCUCACAAGAGAGUCAGUAGGUGUCGCGUUACAAGCAACCGUUGAGGCCUUUGUAUGAGAAAUAAAAUACUGAGAUCUGCGAACGCUAAAUAUUAUUUUUACUUUUUUUCUAUAAAAUAAAUAAAGGAGACUUACCCUUGAUGUGUUCCUGUGUUUUUUUGUGUGAAUCCAUCGGGUCAAACAAUAACAGCCAAAAAACCGACUAAAUGGAUGAAAUCACACCAAAAAGCACAGGAAUACAUCAAAUGGCAAGUCUCCUUUAUUUAUUUUAUAGCAAAAUAAGUAAGAAUAAUGAUAUUUAGCGUUCGCAGACCUCAGUAUUUUAUUUCUCAUACAAAGUCUCAACGGUUGCUUGUAACGCGACACCGACUGACUCUCUUGUGAGAAAGUUUAUUUACAUCACACCCUCGUAACAGGAGCUUGGGACACCUAUGGUCUCUCGGGACAAAAUGGCCGCCGUGUGACAAAGGCCCAACGUCCAGCAGCAGACAGGCUAGUUUUAUUGCUUAGAAGAAUGGUAGAAAAAGGAGGCCAGCUAUUAGUCGAAUGGGGUCUCGAACGUGCCCAGGGUCCCUCUGCCGCGGUGCCUCCCUACCGAUGACCGUUCUUUUCCCGCGUCUGGCCUUCGGCAAGCGUGCGGUAGUCCACCUUAGUACCUUAGCUGGUGAAAAAAAGAAAUCUUAUGCUGAGCGAGCGCGACCAGAGUGAAACGAAUAACGCUCUCCGAGUCCUCUUUAGGUAUUGCUAUGCUACACAAGUACGUUCUCGAAUACUUUCCCCAAGGUUAAAACCCUUUAUUUUAUUUUAUUUUAUUUUUUCUGACUGUCUCUUUUACGCAGAGCCCUUAUUGUCCCACUAGGAGGAUGCUGGGGGCAAAAGGAAGUGCGCAGUGGACGAUGGGAAAGGAAAAAGCAGGAGAGCUUCUUCCUUCCCUCCCUAGCUAUAAUAAUAAUAAUAUUAUUAUUAUUAUUUAUAUUAUUAUUAUUAUUAUUAUUAUUAUUAUUAUUAUUAUUAUUAUUAUAUUUGGAAUGCCAAUGCGAGUUUCUGCCUUUGGCCUUGGGUCCUUCAUCGUUGCAUAUGAAUUCGAAACAAGAGAGAGUGAUGUAAAAGAACCCGUGGCACUGAUCCAAUAAAAAAUGAAUUUAAAACCGAAUGUAUAAACAGUAAACGAACAAAGCCUCUGAAUAUGAGACGAAGCCUACUUGAAUGGUCUCUCUUAUCAAAACUAAUUCAGAACUCUGUAGAUUACCGUAGAGCAUUUCAACCCGUUGCCAUAAGUGCAAUGGCUCGACGCCUCAUUCUUGCAAUGCCAUAUUUAUCUGUAAUUAUGAUAUCGGUUUAUUUUUUUUCAGAUUAUAUUCGAGGGUAUUCGAGGCAACGGUUUUUCCAGUGAUAUAGCAUUAGAUGAUAUAAAGAUUUCAAGUGGUGGAUGCUCUCCAAAAUCUCCCGAAAGUAGGUUUGUAGAAUAAAUUUAGUUUUACGGUUGUUUUCGCUCCUGGGGUGGCCGUACAGGAAGUCAUGCAACAUUCGAAUAGAGUUUUGGUUUUAAGAGUUGGGGCUCUUCAUGUAGUUGUUAUUUACCUUUUGAAUAACCACGCGGAAAACGGGAUUUAUACUGGAUUGCUUUGUGUAGAAAUGGCCUUUGUUAAUACCUCGAUAAUGUUUAACCGUACGGCGCGGAAAGUAACGACCGCCGCUCGUUACUUUCCACUUUUAGGAGACGCUACUUUCGAGGGUUCGUUACCUUCGGAGCUCAAACUCUAUUGGCUUUGGCAGAGAAACUGAAAAAAAAAAGAAAGUAGCAAAACCUUUGGUGAUACCGCAACAUGCAUAUCUUGCACAUUCGUGCAGUAUGUAUCAAAUCAGGAAUGCGCAGCUGUCGUGUGUUUGCGCAUUAUAACUGUCAAUUAUUUGAAGCUUUUCCCUCAGCAGUGGCGGAUCCAGACCUUCGGAUGAGGGGGGGAGGGGGGGAGGGCGGUCAUCCAGACCCCUCAGAUAAGGGGGACCCGGUCUCCAAAAACCUUUUUUUGGUCUAAAAAUAAGGAGGGCCGGGCCCCCCCGGCCUCUUCCCUGUCUCCGCCACUGCUCAGAAUCCUUUUUUGACUUCUGAUUCAUGACCAGUAGAAAAAAAGGCGUAAAUUCUUGGUUGGCUACUUUCGUUGGAUCGCUAUGGGAUAAUCGCGUUAACACCCAUGUAUAGUGAAAUGAAAAGUGAACUCGUCUUGUUUUAUUGUUUGCAACAUGCUGAGCAGCCAGAAACUCUACAAUUCUUUCUUAAUUGAAAGAGAACAAUGUCUUAACCCUGGCGAAGAUUGAACACGUGACCUCUGAAUUAUUGCUUUUUAAAGCCUAGUCUACUUACGUGGCCAAUCGCGAACAGGGAGGAGAAUUUAGAAAAAAUUAGCCUAAGGCUUGAAAGCCGAAGCCGUGAACACCGCGUGAAAAAGUCUCUGGCACCCAGGAUAAGCACGUAUAUCUUAUGGCUCAUUUAUUCCCCACUCUUCAGAUCCACAGCAGUGCACAAGCGAUAAAUCAAGAUACUGCAAAGCUGCAAUUCGCCUAAACUGGUGCUCUUCAUCAAGGUGGAGUAAGAUGUGCUGCAAAACUUGUGAAAGGGUUACCCUGGGUGGAUCUUAA
Molecule: messenger RNA, 31576 nt
Organism: Porites lobata
Lineage: Eukaryota; Metazoa; Cnidaria; Anthozoa; Scleractinia; Poritidae
Source: the annotation of a GenBank genome assembly